Molecule: messenger RNA, 1300 nt
Organism: Papilio polytes (common Mormon)
Lineage: Eukaryota; Metazoa; Arthropoda; Insecta; Lepidoptera; Papilionidae
Product: E3 ubiquitin-protein ligase MARCH8-like
Exons: 4
Coding region: 100-1194 (364 amino acids)
Biological process (GO): protein ubiquitination
Molecular function (GO): ubiquitin-protein transferase activity; zinc ion binding
Source: RefSeq, a predicted model, not a curated record
UCAUUUUCCUUUCCUUAAACAUCAACAUGACAAUAAAAUUUUCAAAAUCAACCUAACAAAAAAAAAUAAUUUAAACUUUAUUUUAAAAUUUUGAGUAAAAUGCCGAAUACUAGACGUAGAAAAUUUUCAGUGAAGCAAAACAUCAAACCAAACGAAGUCACACAAUCACAAAAUGCCGUUCAAGUGAAUAUGUUAUUGCAUGAUUCAUAUAACACAAGCUUAGUUACAACUGGAGAUCAAACUGUUCAAAAUACAUCAAAUAGUGAAGAAAACCAAAUAGAAUCAAACGUAGUUUCAUUAGUGAAUAAAAGUGCUGUACUUUUAGUUGAUAAAGAUGUAUUAGUUAGUCUAAGCAAGGAGGAAAUAAAUAACGAUUCUCAUAACAAAAAUUCCCGCUGUGAUAAAUCAAUAAGUAUAUGUAUAACAGAUACAACAAAAGUACCUGAAUCUAGUAAACAAAGAAAUAUAACUAGAAGAGAAAGAUAUGCAAGGCAGCAUAAAAUUAAAAUAAGAAAUCCAAGGCGUAGAAUAGCUACCCAUGACAAAAUAUCUCUAAGUCACUCUGAAGGAACUAACACAGAUAUUUCUAGGUCAACAUUUGAUAAACCAAAUGAAGAAACAGUCUCAGAUGGAUUCACUAAUAUAGAAAGAGGAAGUGAUAAUUCUAUCGAGGAUAUGUGUCGUAUUUGUCACGGAGGUGAUACAUUCUGUCAAGAGCUUGGAGAUUUGAUAUCAGCUUGUUCUUGCCGGGGAACUGUUGGCAGAGUCCACGUAAGAUGCUUGGAACGUUGGUUAACGGAAUCUGGAAAGUCUAGAUGUGAACUAUGCGGGAUCCGAUAUGUAACACGACGAGUUCAUCGUUACGGUAUACCAAGAUCUCUUGUUAUGUGGAUUUUAAGUCAAAAUGCUAAACAGUUAAUGGUGGAUACCCUCGGUAUAGUCUUGAUGUCUCCCCUCGCAGUGCUAGCAGCGUGGCUCUCUGGCAAAACCUUUGCGGCGCUAAUCUCCCAGGAGAACCACACAUCUCCUGCACCGUGGCCACUUGCUUCAACCUUUGUCUUGGCCUGUAUGACCCUUGUAUGCUACUACUGCUGGAUAGUAUCGGCGACGACCCGUCACACUCUGAGCUGGUGGAUCUGGUACCGGGCGCAGUACGAAGUGAGACUACAGCUCCAUGGUGAUAGUGAAGAUUAGGCAAGUUCUGUGCAAACUCAUAACUAUUUGUAACUUUUGUAAAACUAUUUUAUAUGGAACAUGGAAAUAAGCAUAAGGAAUUUUUGAAAUAAACUUAUAUAAAAUU